Molecule: messenger RNA, 426 nt
Organism: Lentinula edodes (shiitake mushroom)
Lineage: Eukaryota; Fungi; Basidiomycota; Agaricomycetes; Agaricales; Omphalotaceae
Exons: 3
Cellular component (GO): nuclear envelope; membrane; endoplasmic reticulum
Molecular function (GO): glutathione transferase activity; glutathione peroxidase activity
Source: RefSeq, a predicted model, not a curated record
UUUUCUUAUGUCGCUGGAGCGCUUUUAUCCACAGUUUUCCUUGUGACCGGACAGAGUGCUGUUGUGUCCACACAGCGAAAAGCGGCUGGCAUCAAAUACCCUCAGAUGUACGCCGAACAAAAAGAAGUCGAGGCCUCUGUUGAAGCUCUCAAGUUCAAUUGCGCCCAACGGGCACACCAAAAUACACUCGAAAACUUGCCUAUUAUAUAUACUACGACCCUGGUAGCAGCGUUGAAAUUCCCCAAAGUUGCGGCUGCCGCCUGCGCCUUCUGGUCGCUGACGCGUGUGCUGUAUACGAGAGGCUACCUCUCAGGCGAUCCAGCACGACGUAACAAGAAUGGUGGCUCUCUAUACAAUCUGGCUGUUCUUGUCUUGCUCGGCACCUCUAUCUAUACAGCUGGUUCCCUUAUGCUGGCUGGUAUCUGA